Molecule: messenger RNA, 2187 nt
Organism: Saccostrea echinata
Lineage: Eukaryota; Metazoa; Mollusca; Bivalvia; Ostreida; Ostreidae
Product: mucin-5AC-like
Exons: 11
Coding region: 1-2187 (728 amino acids)
Source: RefSeq, a predicted model, not a curated record
AUGUUAUCGCCACUGAUUCUAGUCCUGGUCUUUACAACAAUAGGAGCAAAUGAUAAGGAAGAACUAAAAGAUAUAUUUUUUUUUACGUUCUCUAUUUCAGAUUCCCAGACUUUCUACUUCUGUAAUACAAAUGGCAAAGAUGCUUGUGAGGUCGCCAGAAGUAACGUACCUUUUCAGCCCAAUGCCCGAUACCCUUAUUGUCCGUAUGACGCUGAUAUAGAGUACUGUGACAGGUAUAUCACCCAAGGCUGGUACAGAUACAGUACAACAAUGCUGGACAAGUGUGUCUCACUGGGCUCAUGUGGUGCUAUUUAUCCAUAUUGGCUAAACGGCAGCCACCCAGUUUCAGUUAACCAGGAAGUUGACCGGAGUGUUUGUAAAGUGGGAUUCUCAAGCUGUUGUUCUAAACAAGUGAUGAUAAAAAUACGUCACUGUGGGGAAUUCAUGGCGUAUUGUCUUCCGGCACUUGAUGCUUGCCCAGAACGAUACUGCUUUGGUGAGUCGGGAGAAUGUGAACCAACUACCACCCUAAGUGUGCAGUCAACAACCAAGAGUUCAUCUAUAACAUUGGAUUCUUCAUCGUCCACAUACCCCACAACACAGAGUACCUCACAACAAUCUACGGUCAGUACAGAGAAGACUCAGUUUUCAACAGAAUCUCCAAAAUCCACAGAUUUCUCAUCAACCUUUCUCAGCUCAAAGACAAGUGUUGAAUCUAACACUAUCACAAGUUCAUCAGGACCUACAACCACAGCUAGUUAUAGUGAUAAAUCAACAACCAGUGCUAGUUAUGACAACAAACUAACAACCAGUGUUAAUACUAACGAUAAAUCGACAACCAGUGUCAGAACAACCAAUAAAUUGACAACUGUUAGUACUGCUGAUAAAUCGACAACUAGCGCUAGUACUGCUGAUCAAUCGACAACGACAACUAGUGCUAGCACUGCUGAUAAAUCGACAACGACAACUAGUGCUAGAACAACCAAUAAAUUGACAACUGCUAGCACUGCUGAUAAAUCGACAACUAGCGCUAGUACUGCUGAUACAUCGACAACGACAACUAGUGCUAGAACAACCAAUAAAUUGACAACUGUUAGUACCGCUGAUAAGUCGACAACUAGUGCUAGUACUGCUGAUAAAUCGACAACGACAACUAGUGCUAGAACAACCAAUAAAUUGACAACUGUUAGUACCGCUGAUAAAUCGACAACCAGUGUCAGUAAAACCAAUAAAUUGACAACUGCUAGUACUGCUGGUCAAUCGACAACUAAUGCUAGUACUGCUGAUAAGUCGACAACGACAACCAGUGUAAGAACAACCAAUAAAUUGACAACUGCUAGUACUGCUGAUAAAUCGACAGAAAAGACAACGGAAAACUCAGAUUUUAUUUCAACGACUUCACCAGUGUUUGACCACUGUUCAAAUGGUAAAGAUCCGUGUGAUGCAAGAAAUCAGCUAGAUAAUGUGCCAAAUCUUGGCAAUCGCAGUGACCAGUGUACUUAUGAAUCAAUAUCAAGGCCAUGUGAUCAAGAUUUAGAAAUGAAAUGGUACAAAGGCUUUAAGAUACUGAAUAGAUGUCCCAAGUUUCUAACAUGUGGAGCUGUUUAUCCAGUAUGGAUGAAUGGUUCUGAACCGGAAGUGAAGGAUGGUAUAGUAACUCGUGAGGUAUGCAAGGUUGGUCCAAACAGUUGCUGCGAAGAGAAACUGGAAAUUAAAGUUGUCAACUGUAGUUUGUACACAGCGUAUUGUCUGAGACCGCUCAUACGAUGUGAGGAGAGGUAUUGUUUUGACACAAACACAUGUACCAUUAAGUCUGCACACCAGAAAAAGAAAGAAGAUUCUCUCACAAUAACUCAAGGUAUCGUUAUUGGAAUAGUCGCAGUCAUCACUAUGCUGGUAAUCACAGUGUCAGUCAUCGCAUUGAAAAGAUGCAGAGACAAACCUGACAGCAUGUAUGAAAAACCCUUAGCAUCACCGUCUGAAAAUGAAUAUGAAAUGCCAUCGACUUCAAACAUAAACACCAGAAACGUGUAUGAUGAACUUCCGGAAAAGAAAAAUGAUACAGAAGAAGGUCUUACAGGUCAGACAACUCCUGACGAAAAUCAGUAUGAUUAUAUACCAGAAGAGACGUCCAAUGUUAGACCAAAAGAAACAACAUAUCAGAAAAUGUCAAAUGGUUACAUUUAA